AUGGUGAGAUUGAAGGAUGCUCGCCUACCAAAAGGACUUGUCAUUGGAGAUGUCGUCAUGGGUGCUCGCGGACCGGGAGGGCAAAAAUUACGCCGCAAGGACACUAAGAAGCGCUCACUGAAACGACUUCAGAUCAACCGGGAAACCUGGGAGGACCCCGACCAUAGCAGGCUGGAGGAAACAAGUGAAGAGCGACGCGACCACUCACGAAAAGAACCGGAUCGCCGUCGCCGAAGCCAAAAGGGUUGUUCGCAAACCUCAGGCGUCUUCGAUUCGCACUAUCGCCUCUAA
Messenger RNA from Spirometra erinaceieuropaei, 291 nucleotides. The record is from the annotation of a GenBank genome assembly. Lineage: Eukaryota; Metazoa; Platyhelminthes; Cestoda; Diphyllobothriidea; Diphyllobothriidae.